This is a messenger RNA of Rhineura floridana, 10694 nucleotides long. RefSeq names its product jade family PHD finger 2 (gene JADE2). Gene Ontology annotation, biological process: regulation of transcription by RNA polymerase II. The record is from RefSeq and is a predicted model, not a curated record. Gene Ontology annotation, cellular component: histone acetyltransferase complex. Bases 3616 to 6009 code for a protein of 797 amino acids. NCBI's taxonomy places the organism in Eukaryota, Metazoa, Chordata, Lepidosauria, Squamata, Rhineuridae. The transcript is spliced from 13 exons.
CUAGCAGCAAUUGUUCUUUCAAACGGUGGCAGCUGCUGUUAAUUCAAGUCAGGGGGAGAUUCCCAGUCUGUUACAUGCAUUCCUGGUCAGACAACUUCAGCUUCAAGAUGCUCCAAAAUUCCAAAUACAAAAUCUGGCUGGUCAAGACAGAAGGAGAAGAAACCCUCAGAGUGGAACUUAAUGGCAAAGGAUUGUAUCCAAUGGUGUCCCUCAGAGGACAGGAGGCUCAUCAACCAGCGGAGGCUUCUGGCAGCAGAACACCAAAGGAAAGUGGUUUUAGCUGAUUUCCCUUUCCCCUGCAGUCCUCCCUUUUUGGAAUUGCAUAGAAAUAGUACAAGGGGGCUGCAGGAUGGAGAGGAAAGUGGCAAAAUAUACCCUCCCCAUUGUGCUGAUGAGAACCUCAUCAAACAGCCUUCCAUCAGCAAAGGGAUAGCUUUGGAUACAACACAAAUAUUACAUGUAUUGCUAUUGAAAAUGAGUGGGACCUACAACAAAAUGUUGUGGUGUAUUCUCCCUCCUAAAAGAAGUGCUUCUGUUCAGUGUUCCGUCAGUCAUUCUACAUUUUACAUUCUGUGGCUACUUAACAUACUUGGUCCUUCUUGGGCCAUUUGGGCUUUUUGCCCCCUUAGCUUUUUUUAAAAAAAAGAUUUUUUUUUUUUACUUUUGCAAACUUUGGGGUUUCCCCAAGCAUGCUGAUACUUCCUUCUUGGCUCUCAGUUGCUCUGCUCUGAGCUGCUAUCUUGCUGGCAAACACUACAUUGUGGUUGUUGUUGUUGUUGUUUAUUUCUACUCCACCUUUCGGCCAAAAGACCCUCAAAGUGGCUUACAAAAAAACACAAAUAUAAAAAUACAUCAAUAAAAUACAUCAAUACAUCAAUAAAACAAUACAAUUUACAAUUUGCAGUAGCCAAAACAUAAAUAAAUAAAUAAGGGUGAGAAGAAGGAUGGGCACAGGAGAAGUCCAAAGAAAUGGAUCUUGAGGGAAAGACCUGGAGGAGAGAUCCUUUUUCUCCAUGACGACUGAGAUGAUGGGUUAGCGAAGCCAUGCUACUCAGAGUGGAUUUUAGUCCAGCCACCACCGACUGCCCCAGCCCAGAUGAUCAAAUGGCACCAGUCUCUUCGCUCUGGGCUCACUCCUCGGCGGCUGCUGCUGUGGCUUCCCUUCCGGCUCCUGCGCCUUCUCCUGCCCCAUCAGUGGCAGUAGUGGCUUGAGCGAGCCUGGCGUGGGCCUCAAGGGCCUCGCAGAACUGCUCGAGGCUGACGGUGUGCUCCCUGCGGCUCAGGCAGGCCUCCAGCCAGCACACCAGUGCGGCAUGAUGCUGAGAGAGGAGCGGCUCUGCCGGGGGAGCCUCGUGCAGGUAGGCCACCUCCUCCUCCCGCAGCCAGGCGUGGCGACAUCGUUGAGGAAAGCGCUGUGGGCUGGAGGAGGAAGGCAAGGUCGACGAUGCCUCCCUGGCUUCCAUGGUGCCUGGCGAAGGAGUCUCGUUGGCGACGGUGCUACUUCUAGCGGCUCCCUCUCCCAUCUGUCCGUGGAUGGUGGCAGUGGAUUUAGAACGCAGGUAACUGCUGAAUGUCCUGUUUUGGUAUUUCAAGAACUUCCCUGUAUAUCCCCUGUUCUUAAGCUACUUGCUUGAGGGCAACAUCUUCACAGCGAAAAUAAUAGGAUUUAAAAGUAUAAGAGCCUGGUUCCCUUUAGGCUCCACAGAAUGCCCUUAGGUGAGUCAAGAUGGAAAUAACAGAAAUGAGUUUACUACUACAAGAAGUGACUAACCAUUUUGCUUGCCUUUAAGCCAGUGUGGUGUAGUGGUUAAGGUGCUGGACUAUGACUUAGGAGACCAGGGUUUGAACCCUCACACAGCCAUGAAGCUCAUUGGGUGACCUUGGACCAGUCACUGCCCCUCAGAGGAAGGCAAUGGUAAACCACCUCUGAAUACAGCUUACCAUGACAACCCUAUUCAUAGGGUUGCCUUAAGUCGGAAUCGACUUGAAGGCAGUCCAUUAAGCAAGGUUGAAGAGAAAGUCUGUGGCCCAACAGGUCACCAAAAUGUUUUCCUAAGUUGCUACACUACUUCCAGGCCACCUCUUCUCUGCCAGGACUGCUUGAAGCAAAGCUGAAAUAAUGUACCCCCAACCUCACCGGAGCAAAAAUUCAAAAGGCCUUGCUGCACCAUUUGGACAUUUAAUUCAUGUCUAUCUAUCCCCUUCUUUCCCCUCAUUGUGGCACCUGAAGCACAUAUCUUCACCCUGCUGCAUGGUAGACUGGCCUUGGCUUCAAAUGCUAUUGCUUUCCACAUGCCUUCCUUUUCAUACUUUGUUUUUCUCUCCAGAUGAAGGCAGAAAGAUAAGGAAGCCAUUCUCUUAAGACAUAAAUUUUGCUUGGGACAUCCUCAUCUUGACUUAAGCAGAUUGUCUCUUGCCCAGUGGCUGGAGAAAAGCCAAAUAAACUAGAUCCAUAAAGCAGAUUCUUGUGAGGAUAUAUACAGCAUGCAAUAAAUUUAGAUAGCGAUGCCUUUUCCCAUGCAUUGGUGAAAUGUGAACAGUAUAAAUGGCAACGCAUUGUAACUACAUGCCAGUCUUAGCCUGUCAUUUCCCCCCUGAUCAAUCUAUCUUUCUAUUAAAUUAAAGGUGUAUCCCUUUAAACAGUUCUCAUUGUUUGGCGAAGCAAUUAACAUCUUCCAAGUAGAUCAGUGGAACUGGUGUUGCUAAGCAGCAGACCUUUAAAGAUAAUUUGUCAAUUUCUGCAGAAGGAAGAAAAUAAUAAACAGUCCUAUUAAGGGAAAAUUGCUUGUUUUCCAGUGCGCAACUCCCCCCCCCCCAGGUCUUCAGUUCACCAUUGCCCAAUUUAGUCUUUAUUUAGGUUCUAUAAAUAAUUCAGAAUUGAGUAGAAUGAUUGAGUCUAAUCCCAGAUAAUUCAAAACAAAAGGAGGAAAAUGUUCAGAUUACAGUUUGAGCAUAUUUGCUGUUGGUUGCAUUCCAGACAACACUUGCGGUUUCUACAGCAUUCUGUCACUUCUAAAGUGCCCUGCGUUGAUAAUUCAUAGUGCUGCACAUUUCCAGUUCUACAUUGAAAGAAAGCAUCGCUGCUAGAGCAGUGGCACACUUCCUAGCCUUUGAACAUGGAGGCUUAUUGCUUCAGAGGGGGACUAAACAAGUGAGGUGGUAGAUACUGCAAAUCCAGGCUGUGUCAUGUUCUACCAUCGUCAGGGAAAUGGAUGCAAUCAUAGUUAUUUGGCCUAAUAUUAGGACUAAUCUACUAUCUCAGUUCUGAUCUGAAAAGGCAGAAGAGGCAGCUUGGGGGAAUGGCAGGGGAGGAAAAGAUUUAGUGAAGGAAAAAUAGAAGCCUGUAGUCUGUGUGAAUACUUUGGUGAGAAAUUGGUCCCAAACAUUCACUCCUGAUUCCGCAGUCCUCUUAGACCUUUGAUACACUGUGACUGUUGCGUGUUUUUCAUUCAUUCCUGGCUUACUAGGUUAUCAAAGCUUUGCACACAGCGCUCAGUGUGUGUCAACUUCUCAGGAAAGAAGAUGCCACCGGUGGCUGCAGCAGUGUACACCUCGGAAGUCAUCCCUGCAAGUUAAAACAUAAAACUGGUUUUUCGCACUGAUCUGAUAACAGCUAUGAAGAUCCCAGAUUCUUACCAGCUGAGCCCAGAUGAGUACUACAUCCUUGCUGAUCCAUGGAGACAAGAGUGGGAGAAAGGUGUUCAGGUUCCAGCGAAUACAGAAACAAUCCCUGAACCAAUGGUUAGGAUCAUUCCUCUGCUAGAGCAUUCUUCACCGCAAACCUCACCAAGCAACCUGUCCAGCUCUGACAGUUUAGAUAUCAGUAGGACAUACUCCCAAAGAGUAAGUCGCUAUGACCUGGAUGAAAUUGAUGCUUGCUGGCUGGAACUCUUCAACAUGGAGCUCAAGGAAAUGGAAAAGCCAGAAAUGGAUGAAUUCACCUUGGAAAGAGUGCUGGAGGAGCUGGAGACGCUGUGCUAUGAGAAUAUGAACAUUGCCAUUGAGACGGAGGAGGGUCUUGGCAUAGAGUAUGAUGAGGACGUUGUAUGCGACGUGUGCCGCUCACCAGAAGGAGAGGAUGGGAACGAGAUGGUUUUCUGUGACAAAUGCAAUGUCUGUGUGCAUCAGGCUUGCUAUGGAAUCCUGAAAGUUCCCAUCGGAAACUGGCUUUGCCGAACUUGUGCCCUAGGAGUCCAGCCAAAGUGUUUACUCUGCCCAAAGAGAGGGGGAGCUCUGAAACCCACCCGGAGUGGGACAAAGUGGGUCCACGUUAGCUGUGCCUUAUGGAUACCCGAAGUUAGCAUUGGAUGCCCUGAAAAAAUGGAACCCAUUACAAAGAUUUCACAUAUCCCAGCAAGCAGAUGGGCUUUGUCAUGCAGUCUUUGCAAGGAGUGCACUGGAACGUGUAUUCAGUGCUCCAUGCCUUCCUGCAUCACAGCCUUCCAUGUAACAUGCGCCUUUGAACACAAUCUGGAUAUGCGGACACUUUUAGCAGAGAACGAUGAAGUGAAGUUCAAGUCCUUCUGUCUUGACCACAGCAGCGGUGCCACUAAGCCACCAGAUGAAGCACGGAUGGAAGCAGAUCAAGGCAAGCUAGACAUGGAAAAAGUAACACUGAGGAAACAGAAGCUCCAACAGUUGGAAGAAGACUUCUAUGAUCUUGUGAAGCCCUCUGAAGUGGCUGAGAACCUUGAUUUGACUGAGUGGCUGGUUGAUUUUGUCUAUCAGUACUGGAAGUUGAAGAGGAAAGCCAAUUAUAACAAGCCUCUAAUGAUGCCCAAAACAGAUGAGGUGGACAACUUGGCUCAGCAAGAGCAGGAUGUGCUGUACCGACGCUUGAAGCUCUUCACACACCUCAGACAGGAUCUUGAAAGGGUUAGAAAUCUUUGUUACAUGGUGACAAGGCGAGAGAAAAUGAAGCACUCCAUUUGCAAACUCCAGGAACAGAUCUUCCAUCUCCAGAUGAAACUUAUUGAAAAGGAUCUUUACCCAGAGCAAACCGGGAAGAAAACGAAGGGAAGGAGAAGUGACCCAAAAAGAAAAGGAAGAGAUGAUAGGAAAAGCAGUCCUGAGAAGAAAGAAAAAAGGAAAUCAGGGAAUGAGUUGGUACUGGGACAACUGGGUUUGUCAACUUCCUUUCCCAUUGAUGGGACCUUCUUCAACAACUGGCUGGCUCAAUCUGUACAGAUUACCACAGAGAACAUGGCAAUGAGUGAGUGGUCCCUGAACAGUGGCCAUCAUGAAGACACCACCCCAGGCCUUUCUGAGGAACUUUUACAAGAUGAAGAGACCCUGCUAAGUUUUAUGAUGGACCAUUCCUUGAAGUCCCCGUUGAAGCAGAGUGACACAACAAAGAAAGCUAAGAGCAAAAUGCGAACACACGCUAAGAAAAAAACUGCAAGAAAUUGCUUGAAUACCAUCUUUAAGAGACACCAAGAAGAGGAUUCAAAUCACUGGACUAAUGUAAGUUCUGUGUCAGAUAGCACCACAAAGUCUUCACCCCAUGAUUUAAGAAACAGCAAGGCAGAGAAAGGUAUGGACAAACUUCAUCCAGAGUGCAAAGUGAUAUGUGAAGUGAAAAAGUCAGCUAAGAAGGGCUCUUCACAUCCUGCAACUCCACUUCCAAAAGCAAAUGAUUCUCAAGCCUCCCAGAGUCUGAUAAGUAAGCUAAGCAAUGAUGAGGAACCACUGAAAUAUACCCCAUCUGAUCCCAUACCCCUGGUUAAAGUGCCUGAUUCUGUAGGUAGUCCGAAAACAGUAGUGAGGUUCAAAUUACCAAAAGAGAGCAGAGGGACUUGGAGAUCACAGAAGCCUGAGAUGGUUAAUGGACCUUCAGGAAGUGAAAGAUCUAAGGUUAUUUUGCACCCUUUUGACAAUGAGACUGAUGGCUACUUCUCAGAUGCAGAAAUGAGCGACUCUGACACAGAAUCUGGUAGCGGCAGAGGUCACCAUAGUCAGUUAGAUUCAGGAAAUGAGGAUAAUUUCAGAAUGAGUAUUUUGGCAUCCUAAUACGCCAGAUAGACCAAUUGUGACAGCUCUGUGAGGCCUAAAUCCAGUUACAACUGCCAUGUCUAAUUUCCGCCUGGUAUCAUAACAGAGGGUUUUGGUUUGUUGUUUUUAAUUUGUAUAUAUAGUCGAAAAAUUGAGAACUGUUGUUGUUCCUCUUCUCUAUAUGCCUGAGAAACGGCUCAAAGCUUCACCAACUUAUAUACUGUAACAGUAGCUAGCCCUUCUUAGUCAAAACUUGCAUAUCAUAGUUUAACGAAAUGCAAGCAUGUGCAUUAUGAGGGACUUGUGCUUGCUGGUAGUGAGCAGGACAUCCUAGUAUUUUAAUGAGGAGGCCUGAGAUUGCCAGUAUCUGUUGUUCAUGCAGGGAGGACAGUUUUAUGGGCAUUAUUUAAACCAAGUGAACAGAUUUCAUGGUCUGCCUGGUGUUUCCUCUGUUUGGCAGGCUUCAGAAUGGAGGUACUACUACAGUAGCCAACUAUAUACACAGAACUUAAUGGAAAAAUAAAUUCGGAGAGUGUAUGUGUGCGCGCAUAUGUGUGGGAUCUGUCAGAGUGUAUGCCUGUGUGUGUGCAGCUAUGAAGUAAAAUAAGCGAUUAUUUUUUAAAGAAGCACAACAAGCUUAUUUGAAGAAAGCACUUAAUGAAUGGAGGAAUACAACAUUGUUUUUAUAGUCUAUUAAAUCCUUGAUUUUUCUUUCUCACCUCUCCAGUUUGAUCAGAGUCCGUCCAAGGGCCCAAGACCAAGAUUUAGCCCUAUCACUCCAACUUAUCAGCUGGGUAGUACUAUCAAUUCUCAUUCAAGGCUCUCAGUAGAGAAAAUAAUGAGAUAUCUUUCUUAAAGCUGCUCUGCUCUCUAUUGGUAUCCUGCCUGAGUAACUUUUGAUUUUAUUUAUUGGUAAAACCUAAACCUUUGGUUGUCUGAAGCAAUUCCCAUAAUUUGCUCAGGUUGAUGAAAGUAGCCUUUUAGUAAAACACUUGGGCCAAAAUAGAGAUCAGAGUCGGAAGACAACUCCAUAAAUCUGCUAGAGUUUUUUUUUUUUAAAUAAUCCAAUAGCUUCAGUUCCCAAUCUGGCAAAAGAGCUCAAGUCUACACUUUAAACGUAAAUACCCAAAUUAUGGCACACCUGAUCAGGGAGCUAAACAUGGAAGCUUUCUCUGUUCACAAGGGGUCAAUCGUUUGGCUGUAGACAUCGAGAGGCAAUUGAACCAUUUGCCUUUGCCAUUUUGUUUCUUUCUCUAAACACUAUAACUAAAUUGAUGGCUUUCUUCCCUUUCCAUCCUUCCAUUUUAAAAUUGAAAUCCUAGUAGGAAGCCGUUGACUCAUCAUAGGAGGGUGAUUUACAGAAGUCAUCAUUCUAAAUAUUUCAAUAAUGUUGCGCCUAAAUUGUCUCUAAUACGCCUUAAGUAUCAUUCAAAAGCCCAUAUUACCUAUGAGUCACACAGAUUUUCCAUGUUUGCACUUAAUUACACCAUUACUUCACUUUUGGCUUCAAAGGUCAUGGUUAAGGUUUGCAACAUGCUUUAUGGGAGUGACCCCAGUGUGAGCUCAGGGAACAAAAACAAAAAGAAAAGUGAAGUUCACUAAAACUUUUUGUUGUUGGUAUGUUACUUUAAAUAUGUGUGUGUAUAUAUAAAUAUAGAUAUAUACUGGGACACUUCUGCUUGUUAACCCAUCACUUUCAAACUGGGGGAGACAAAGACGUUGCAGUUGUUCAGAUGAAUCAGUUAAAUUAUUUUAUGGAUGCCAAAGAAUAUUUUGAGAAUAGCACAGCCAGAAACCGGAAACUUGUCGGAGGGGGGGGAUGAGAGCUGUUUAGCUACAGAAGACUAAAUCAGUGUUCAUGACACAGCUGAGGCAUUAGGUUGCAAGCUUGCUGAAGAUGAUGCUUUUAUCAUUUGGAUCACAUCCCACCAUUUUGAUUUCUGAUGCUCUUUGCUCAUUGCAUUCUGAGCAAUGUUGGUUUUAUGUUCUCUGAUGCCAGAUAUUGGCUGUCCUUGGUUUUUUGAGAGUCGGACAUUUUACAAGCCUUUCAGAGUCCUUAAUAUCACUCCGGUUGAGCUACAACUUGGAGAAUCUUUAUUCUGAAAGAAACCAAAAUCAGGAGCCAAACACACAUCAGUGUUUUUGCUGAUUUGAGAAGUUAUGUUUGCAAACUGAUUUUUUCAAAAGCACUGACUAAAAUAAAACAAUUCGACAUUAGCCAAGCCCAUAUUGGUUGGCAAGUAAAUUAUGCUCCUUAAUUAAGGCUUGGUAUGUUGAGAUAAUGUUAAAUACAGUAAAUAGGACUUAGUUUUAUCUUAUCAAGCUUGCUAGGCUUUAGCUACAAUAUCCUAUUUAUGUCAUACAAAUAAUCAAUAUGCUGCUCUUGCUUCCGUGUGCUUCAGUUCAACUAUAGCUAAAAAGAGAGAGAGAAAUCCAGAAAUUUCACUGUACACAGCUUCAUUCAUCAGCUACCGCAUAACUUGCCUGCUCACCAGUAGCAAAAGGGACAGUUUUAAAGAACAACCAAACUAAAGCAGCACGUACCUUUAUUGGAUUACAUGUAGCACUCUGAGACACUCCAUUGUUACUGUGAAUAAGUACUUGUGAACCAAAACCAUUUUUAAAAAAAUAUACAAAAAAAGAAAUGCUAUGUCCCACUCUUAAUACCUUUGAUCCGUGUAUGAGGCUCUGAUCAUAAAGUCUCUGAAAUGCUCUAUACACACCAUGGGAUUACACACCUGGAGUAUCCUCCAGAAUGGAAAGAGAACAGUGUCACCUCUGCUCACAUGGAAAACCCAAAGCCCUAUCAAGGUUUGGAUCACAGCCUUUCCAUAUAAUGUAUCUGUAUGUUUGUGGCUAUCAUGACUGUGCAAUGAGGGACAUAAAGGGGGGCACAUUUGGCUUUGUUUUAUGGAGAGAGAUGAAAUGCUACACAAGCAUUACUAGGAGUCAGGAAUUUUAAGUUGUUGUUAACUAGUUGGUUAGAUUAAGCAGUGCCCUUCCAUCCACAGACGUGGCUUGGAUCCAGAGGAGGCAUCUGCACACAAGUGUGGGGAGGUGAUAUAAUCCCAGGUGCAGGCCCCAUCUCCCAUAACUGCUAAGGAAUCCCUUGGUUUGGAUUUUUUUUAGUGUGCUUGGACUGGCAAUAAUGCUCUUAAUAUAACAAAAGAGCUCUACAGAUACGCUGACAGCCAGCGAGUGCCUUAGAACAAGGUAUGGACUCUGGAGUUAUAGAGGAGCCUGUGUAAGCUACUACAUUACUAGUGAAAUGUAGCGCUUGCUCACAAAAGUGUUCCAUAUAGUUAGUCCAAACUCACCUUUGACAUUGAGUUUUAUCUGGCUGGCUGCCCCAGGAAUUUCAUAGCAAAAAACAUUACUAAUGAACAGGGAUUUUUUUUUUCUGACAGUGAAAAUCCAGCACUGAUUUAUGUUAAAUGAGUUCCAACUCUGAUUCUUUCAUAGGAUCUCCAGUAAUAUCACUGGGACCCUAGAUGUUCACUCAUGUUCAGUUGAAGCUAUCUGCAUAUGACUUAAAAUUCUUUUAAGAACACCAAUCUUGCUUUGCUGUUUUGCACCUGUUUUUUUCUUGAAGAAACAACAGAAAUUUGCAUAAGUUAAAGAAGAAGAAAUUGUCCAUGGAAAAUAUUUUUGAUGAGCUGUAAAUGUAUUUUGAGAUGAACAGAGAAAAUAGCAUAAAUUGUCUAUUUUAUUAAGCAAAGGUCUUUAAGAUGAUGUGUGAACUUUAAGCAUUGGUAUGUAUUUGCACUGUAAAGGGUGAAAUGCAUUUCCACUGGAAAAGCAGCAUCUUGCUUCGGCAUUAACAUUGUAAUAAUUAUUCUUUUUUGUUCAUCAGCAAGAAUCAAAUCUUGCUUUUAAAAUCUCAGCAUUGAAUAAAUGGAAUGCAUUUCCUUAGAGAUGAUUUGGACUUUCACACUCGCUUUCCCCACUUAGGUUUUCUGGGAUGUUUUUAUGGCAUCUCUUGAAGAUUUUUACAUUUAUUAUUAAAAAAUAAAAUGAAGCUAUUAUUUGGCGGCGCUUUUCCUCAAAAUGCAAUUGAGAAUUAACCAUUUCUGCAGAAGUGAGGUCUUUGCAAGCUGUCACAAAAAAACUCCUAUUUCUUGUUACCAGGUAGGUGUGUUAAUUUGGUUGUUCUUUAAGAAAACUCUUGUAUACUUUGCUCCAUUCCACACAGUUGCAAAACAGGCCCACUCCAUAUCAGUUACAGGAAAUGAUAUGAAUGUCACAGGAGGCAAAGCCCUUCUGUUUUCUUUGUUUCAAAGAAAGUGAUGUGCCAUUUGUUAAUAUAAAAGAGAAAUAUUGAAAAUAUAUUGAAAAGAGCAAUUUUAAAUUAUUUUUGGCUUAUGUUGCAAUAUUUAUUUUCUUGUAUUAGAAAUUCCUUUGUAGAGAAAAAAUGUAUUUUUCAUUAAUGCAAAAUCCUAUUUCUCCUUUUGUACAUUUUCCAUGUUAGUUAAUCCUUAAAGCAAUAUAAUGUAUCAAAGUUGUUCUCUGUGUGAAAGCUGUAUUAUGCAUGCUGUUUGUGUUGCUUUGGAAUAGGUCUGUCUGCCAUAAUUUUCAUCAUCUUUCGAUUCAGUGUAUGCUUUAAUACACAUUGGGACCAUGGCCCAUUUGCUUAUAAAAAAAGAAAUACCUUUGCAUUCUUCAGUGUGUUGGCAAAUGCAGUCAAUAAAGCUGUGUUUUCUGUG